Messenger RNA from Octodon degus (degu), 297 nucleotides. RefSeq names its product keratin-associated protein 3-1. The coding region runs from base 1 to 297 and encodes 98 amino acids. Gene Ontology annotation, molecular function: structural molecule activity. NCBI's taxonomy places the organism in Eukaryota, Metazoa, Chordata, Mammalia, Rodentia, Octodontidae. The transcript has a single exon. Gene Ontology annotation, cellular component: keratin filament. The record is from RefSeq and is a predicted model, not a curated record.
AUGGCUUGCUGCGUCGCCCGCUGCUGCAGUGUCCCCUCCGGCCCCGCCACCACCAUCUGCUCCUCAGACAAGUCCUGCCGCUGCGGGGUCUGCCUGCCCAGCACCUGCCCACAUGAGAUCAGCCUCCUGCAGCCCACCUGCUGCGACCCCUGCCCCCCACCCUGCUGCCAGCCUGAGGUCUAUGUGCCCACCUGCUGGCUGCUCAACACUUCCCACCCCACUCCUGGCAUCAGCGGCAUCAACGUGACCACCUACGUUCAGCCUGGCUGCCAGAACCCCUGCGAGCCCUGCUGCUGA